AUGAUAUGCAUAACGUGCAUGCGAUCUGUAGAUUCGCUUUAUACAGUGUAUUCAAAUGACCACAUUCAGUUGACAGAUUGUCCAUUCUGCAAAGAUACAGUGGACAAAUACGUCGAGAUUGACAACGUCCUGUUGUUUAUUGAUCUGCUACUAUUAAAAGCAGGUGCAUAUAGACACUUGGUAUUCAAUUCUUUGGAAUUGCAUCUCUCAAAAUAUCCGAGAGGAAAAGCGCUAAAUGAUUGCCAGUGUUUGCGUGAUUAUACGCAAGCUUUGAUAUUUAAUAUCAAGAACUGGUUUUGUAAAUAUGACCGAUUAAAUCGCCUUUGGCUUCUGUUACUAUCGUUCGAGAUUUAUUUAACUUGGGUUACUGAGGAGAGUAAAUACAUCUACUAUUUGAACCGUAACAAUAAUGAUGGUAAGCUCAUCAUGCUUUCAAAGAAAUUGCCAGAAAGCUUCAAAUGGGACUCGGCAAUCAUGCGCAAUACCAUCACAAAUAAAGUGUUUACCUGGAGCCCACCAAUACAAUAUCUUUACUUUGCAAGUUAUUGUAUUCUUGACGUUUGUUUAUUUCACACAUUUAUUCAGUAUUUCAUACUGAAAAAGCUGCAUUGGCGACAACUGUCCGUUUCUUCAAAGGAUGUGAUAUCAUACACGAUCCUAUUAUCGUAUGGCGCCAAAAUUUUUCCCAUAUUGAUGUUGAUAUGGCCUUAUGAUACUCUGAUUUCGAUGAGUAUCAUCAAGUGGGUAGCUAAUUUCUAUAUUAUUGAAUCGUUGAAGAUUGUGACUAAGCUUUCCUAUUGGAAUAUCAUAAAGAUUUUUAUAUGUGUGUCUCUAUUACGUUAUUGCAUAGUCAAGCCAAUACUUAUAGUUUUCGUGGCAAAAUUCAACUUUUCGAUUAUUAAGAAUUUAAUCCAUCAGGAGUUUAUGUUGCUACUGCAGAAGUCAGGAACUUAUUUAUUUUUAUAA
Messenger RNA from Saccharomyces paradoxus, 966 nucleotides. RefSeq names its product sterol homeostasis protein ARV1 (gene ARV1). The record is from RefSeq and is a predicted model, not a curated record. Bases 1 to 966 code for a protein of 321 amino acids. Gene Ontology annotation, cellular component: Golgi apparatus; cortical endoplasmic reticulum. The transcript has a single exon. Gene Ontology annotation, biological process: intracellular sterol transport; sterol metabolic process; sphingolipid metabolic process. NCBI's taxonomy places the organism in Eukaryota, Fungi, Ascomycota, Saccharomycetes, Saccharomycetales, Saccharomycetaceae.